Molecule: messenger RNA, 1731 nt
Organism: Chroicocephalus ridibundus (black-headed gull)
Lineage: Eukaryota; Metazoa; Chordata; Aves; Charadriiformes; Laridae
Gene: PROZ
Product: protein Z, vitamin K dependent plasma glycoprotein
Exons: 8
Coding region: 93-1316 (407 amino acids)
Biological process (GO): blood coagulation; proteolysis
Cellular component (GO): extracellular region
Molecular function (GO): calcium ion binding; serine-type endopeptidase activity
Source: RefSeq, a predicted model, not a curated record
CUGGACUUUAAACGUCAACAUCUCGCAUAUAGCCAUUUCCCCCAGGAGCGGCAGGAAUGCAGGCAGGCGGCCACUAGGCUCAGAGGGUGGCAAUGGCAAGGUGCUCUUGGACAGUAUGGUUUCUUCUCUCUGCCCUUUUCCUUCAGACAGAGCAGACAGUGUUUAUAUCAGCUGACGAUGCAAACAACGUUAUGAAGAGGCAGAGGCGUGCCAGUUCCCUACUUUUGGAGGAGGUCCUCCAAGGCAGCUUGGAAAGGGAAUGCCUUGAAGAGAGAUGUACACAGGAAGAAGCAAGAGAAGUGUUUGAAAACGAUGAAAUGCUCAAAAUGUUUUGGGAUAUCUACUAUGGUGGCAGGAGGUGCUCAUCAAGCCCCUGCCAAAACAACGGUGUGUGCGAGGACAGCAUCCGUGGCUACACCUGCACCUGUGCCGAGGGCUACGAGGGAGAGAACUGUGCUUUCGCUAAAAAUGAAUGUCACCACCAAGCAAAGGAAGGAUGUCACCACUUCUGCUACCCGGGAAGUCAUUCCUACCGUUGCUCCUGCGCCGACGGCUAUGAGCUCGGGAAGGACAAAAAACAGUGCAUCGCCUUAGAUCAAUGUGCAUGUGGCAGACUUCAAGACAGCGAUAAUCUGAUAAGCCAAACCAGGAAGAAACGUGAUGACCGAUUUCCUUGGCAGGUCCUGCUGCUUAACUCGGAAGGGAAGGGCUUCUGUGGCGGAGUGCUGCUAAAAAGUAACUUCGUACUGACUACGGCAGAGUGCGCCCUUCUGCACAGCCAUUUUGAAGUCAGGGUUGGUGCCGGGCCUAAUGGAACAAGCGGAACCGAGAAGACAAUGCAAGUUAGUGAGACACACAUACACAUCCGGUAUGACGAAGACACUGCUGAGAACAACAUUGCGUUACUACAACUCCAAGAGCAUGUUGAGUGCAACAACCACCAGCUUCCUGUCUGCACCCCUGAAAGAGACUUUGCAGAACACAUUCUAAUUCCCAAAUUGGCUGGUACAGUCAGUGGCUGGAGAAUGGAAGGUGAUGAACUCCAAGGUGAUGAGUUGCAGGUUUCAUACCUUCCCGCUGAGGACUGCAAGCAAAUACUCAACGUAAGCCUCACAAACAGGCAGUUUUGUGGACACCUCCAGGAGGCCGUAAGCAAACGACUGGCUGGAGGAAGCUUUUUAGCUACCAAGUAUAAAGGCACUUGGUUUCUGACUGGUAUCCUGGGAUCUUGGCCACUAGAAGACACUGACUGGGACACAUUUCUGUUCACGAACACUGCGAGGUAUAUGAUAUGGUUGAAACAAAAAAUGAACUAACACAAACACAACCAACCCUCCAGCACCAAACCCCCUGCCAAUCACUGCAAGGAAACAUUUGGAUGCAGCCAGUACACCCAUUUGACUCUCUUAUCACGAUUUGCAGCGAGGAAGUUGCAAUGAUGAUACGUGUAUAACUCCGAUUCAUACACAAAAGACUCUUUGUCUUUCCUUCUUCUGCAGACACACAGUACUGCAAAAGUCACGAUGCGGUAAACCUAGUUAUUUUACUAAAAACUGACUGAAGUUUCCAAGAACUUUUCAUCCUAAAACUCAAAAGGCAUUGAUGUUUUUCUGGUAUUUUAAAUGUCACUAGAAGGAAAUCAGUCUUUUAAAUUCUUGUUACCCUGAGGUUUGAUUCAGCAAAUUCAUAUUCUUAUUUCAGCAUCCAUAAAAGCUAAACUUAGGAAAACCA